GUCGUAUGUCAUCCUCAGCCGUAUAGUGUCACGAACGCCGCGAGCAGUGCUUCGUCAACUCCGGACUGGAAUUUUCAGCUCAAAGGCCAGGUGAUCGAAAUGUCAUCGAAUCGAAAAUGUUUCACCGAUGGGCUGCCAAUCUCAGGUGUGGACAGUUGUGAUGGCGAUGGGAGCAAGACGCUGUUCACGGACGACAUCGACAGUCCUGGAUGUGGUGGACUUCCCCUGCCUUGUGGACGACGACACAGUGGAAUUCUUGCGCAGCCACGGCCGCGUCUUCUUCCUGUCGCGCGGCCCUCCGGGCUCGGGCAAAGGGACGGUGGCCACGCGACUGCACGAGCUGUACCCAGGCAGCCGCCUGUACUGGGCGGACAAGAUGUUCCUCACGCCCUUGGCUCCACCCAGGACCAAGGAGACAUUGAAGCAGUCUCAUGAACUGUGCAGGAAAAAGAUAACUGAGUACAUGCAGCAGAAUGAGCCAGUCAUCAUCAACAGGAACACCAACAUGACGGUGUGGGAGACAUCUCAGUACCUACAGAUUGCUGCCACGUAUGGAUAUACAGUGAUCAUCCUCAAUAUCGACAAGAACCUUAUCUUGAAGCCUGAGGUACUAGCGAUAACAAACAGCAAGGGGCUGGACCAAAGGUACAUGAAGUCACGACUGAAGCAGUGGGAGCAGGUGUACCCGUACGCAAUGGGCUGGUCACCUAGGCCUCGAGAUGCCGCGUCCCUGCUGCAUCGCUACAUGAAGCUGGCUGCCGAGCUUGCCAAUGGCGACAAUGGCAUAGGGCUCAAGCCUGUCCGGUGCGCGCAGUUCUUCCCCUUCUGUGUCGCAAGAGUGUGCUGGUUUGGAUGGGAUGAGCGGGAUAGGGAGUACUGCCACAGUGAACUGGUGAAGAAAGCUUAUGCUUCAAAAGACACAAUCACUGUCUUUGGCUAUGCUGUGGUUGGCGAUCUGGUUGUGGCUGUUGUCCAGCUUACAGAAGCCCAGGCAGCGCUCGUGGGAGAUAGGGAGCAGCCAAUUCACUUGGAGGCUGCAAUCUUAAGACACGCAAAUGCCCUGGAGUACGACGAAAAGCUGUGCACCUUUGACUUGCACGAGAUGUCUGCACAGAAUGAAUCUGAUCAGACAGCAGUCUUGGAAGAAGAAGCCGCAUGCUGCGAGCUUCCACCACCAUCGCGGGUGAGUUUCAUUGUCCUUGGCUCCACCACUGCCAAGCCCAUAAAAUACAGCGAUGCCAUGCUGCACACCAGUCUUCUGCGUGACCACAUGCACUCUUGGAAGGACACGCGUGCAGCGCCAAGGAUUGGUGUGAACACUGCUGGUGUAUCAGUGUACAGCACCAUCUCGAAUGACACGUGUCACCUGAUUGCAGUCAAGAAGAGUGUCAAGUUGGAUGUUGUCUUCACAGGCCACUACCAGGCUUACACCACACAGUAUGUUCUAACAUUUCACCUUUGUUGUACAUGGGUGUGCAUUGCUGUGUGUGUGUGUGUGUGCACUGUUAUAUGCUCUAAGAGUGUAGGGUGUGCUGGAAACAUUCGUGCAUAGGAGUAUUCGCUUGUUGUAUAUAUCAGCUCCAUUUUGGAGAGUUACAUUACUUACAGUGAGUUUUGUUUGCUUUGCAAAUUGAAUUUACUCCCUAUGGAGCCUUCCUUUCGGCUCUCUAGGCCCUUAUGUAUCCUGCUCGUAUUUUCCACACCUAUUGCAUUACAUGAUUUUAAUGCGAUUAGCAUUCUUAGGGUACUUCAUGACCUUUUGGGGGGCUGGCUGACUGGCUCUAACCAUCGUUCCGCCAAUGUGGGUCACAGAAUGGGUAGUCCAUGGUCUAAUGUGUAGCACAUCUGGCUGCUGUGUAGAAGAAAUAGGGUUCGAAACAAAUUGUUGGACCAACUUGGGUCACUCAAAGAGGUUCAGUGAACCUCUUUGAUGCCAACUUGAGUAACUGGGUAUGUGCCACUUCAUAUAGGCUGCUCUCCAGUGACAAAAAAGAAAAAAAAAAAAAAGAUGCUUUAAAAUUUAUUCGCGUAAUCAAACCCGUGCCACGCGCGGACU
Dermacentor silvarum is the source of this 2056-nucleotide messenger RNA. RefSeq lists its product as uncharacterized. Gene Ontology annotation, molecular function: 2',3'-cyclic-nucleotide 3'-phosphodiesterase activity. NCBI's taxonomy places the organism in Eukaryota, Metazoa, Arthropoda, Arachnida, Ixodida, Ixodidae. The transcript has 6 exons. Gene Ontology annotation, cellular component: membrane; cytoplasm. Gene Ontology annotation, biological process: cyclic nucleotide catabolic process. The record is from RefSeq and is a predicted model, not a curated record. Bases 128 to 1552 code for a protein of 474 amino acids.